Molecule: messenger RNA, 814 nt
Organism: Prunus mume (Japanese apricot)
Lineage: Eukaryota; Viridiplantae; Streptophyta; Magnoliopsida; Rosales; Rosaceae
Gene: GRP5
Product: glycine-rich protein 5
Source: RefSeq, a predicted model, not a curated record
AUACUCCCCUCUCUCUAUCCCCCGCUUCACAAACUAAGCUUUCAUCUAUAGUUCAGUACUUCCAUCUCUAUCCAACUAUAAGAGAUGACUUCUUCUUCUAGGCUUCUUCUUCUUGUGCUCUUUGGUGCUUUCGUUUUCACCACUGGUGCAAGGAAGCUUGGCAGUGAGAAGGCUUCCUUUGAGGAUCAGAAAAACUUCUUUCACCACGGCGGUGGCGGGCUAGGGGGUGGAGGUGGUGGUGGUCUUGGAGGCGGUGGAGGGUUAGGCGGCGGUGCUGGUGCUGGAGGAGGAGCUGGUUUUGGUGGUGGUGCUGGAGCUGGAGCUGGUGGCGGACUUGGAGGAGGCGGCGGUGGAGGCUUUGGUGGUGGUGGCGGUGGAGGACUUGGGGGUGGAUCAGGUUUUGGCGGGGGAGCUGGUGGAGGGUUUGGGGCUGGCGGUGGUGCUGGUGGUGGAGGAGGGUUCGGAGGUGGUGGUGGUGGAGGACUUGGGGGUGGAGCAGGCGGAGGUUUCGGUGGCGGAGCAGGCGCGGGUGGCGGGCUUGGAGGUGGAUUCCCUUGAAGACGUGCACGCAUGAAGCUACAUGCACUUCCAAAACAAACAUUCAUCUUAAGUAAUUAAUUAAGUAGUAUUGUCUCCCUCUGUAAGCUUAAGCUCUUUAUGAGUUUAUGUUAGGGAGUGUUUGUUGUCGUUUGUUGUCAUCCUGAAUUAAUUUGUUUAAUUCUUGCGUCGAACAGUGAUUGAAGACACAAAGCUGAUCUUCAAAUGAAUGUUAGCCGAAUGUGCUUUAAUAUGUCCAUGCAUGCUCGCUCUACUA